GUUGAUGAUCGACGUCACGCACUGUUCGUGUUAUUGUUUUGAUCGUGGAAAUCGGGAGAAAAAGUUACGAAAACUAAGACUUCCAAGCGCGGUAAAACCACGGAUCUUGGAAGAGACCUCUGCAUUAUUAAGAUGGGAGGAGCUGUGAGUGCAGGCGAAGACAAUGAUGACCUUGUCGACAAUUUGGUGGAUGCCGACUACAUCAAGACCCCAGGCGUCGAGAAAGUAUUCCGUGCGGUGGACCGAGCCAGUUAUUAUCUACCAGAUCAUCGGGACAGUGCUUAUAAAGACUUAGCUUGGAAACAUGGGAAUUUGCAUCUAUCGGCGCCAUGUAUAUAUUCUGAAGUAAUGGAGUCUUUGAAGUUGAAAUCGUCGUUAUCGUUCUUGAAUCUUGGGAGUGGCACUGGUUAUCUGAGUACCAUGGUUGGGCUUAUAUUAGGUCCUUAUGGUAUGAACCAUGGAGUAGAGAUACACCCUGACGUUGUCAACUAUGCCAGCGAGAAACUCGAAGAGUUUAAAAAAAACUGUGAUGCAUUUGAUGAAUUUGAAUUCUGUGAGCCGGAAUUCGUCGUUGGAAAUUGUCUACUACUGAACGGAGCAAGCAAGCUGUAUGACCGGGUCUACUGUGGCGCUGCCUGUCCACAAGAACAUGAAAACUACAUGAAGAAUUUAAUCAGAAUCGGUGGAAUUUUGGUGAUGCCUGUUAAUGAUCAGUUACUACAGGUCACAAGAACUGGCGAGACCACCUGGGAGUCAAAGACAGUCCUCCCUGUCUCCUUUGCGUCAUUGGUGGAACCCAGCCGAGACAAGAAUGUGGAGAUGGUCGAAUUACCUGAGACAGCAACGCUAAACUUGCAAGAAAUCUGCCGUAUCACAAUUAGGAAGAUUCUCCGCGAUGUGAUUCAGCUCGAACACCCGCAGAAUGGCAGAAAGAAACGCAAGAAACCGAAAAAGAAACGUGCCAAUAAGAAACGGGUCAAUAUUGUGCCGAUGAGCAUGGGUAUGAUGAUCCUCAGUCAUUUCGAUAGCGACAGUGAUGAUGACAUGAUGCAUCUCAAUCAUCCAAGGUUUUCAACUCGUGACAGAGAUGCCGAGAUGGAAGACAUGGCAUCGGGUUCUGACAGUGAGACAGAGGUCAAGACGAAGGAUGUGGAGUUAGAUGUCGACGAGGGAGAGAAGGUGACAGAGGACAAGUCGGAGGACAGCGCGUGCGAGUGUGAUCGGGAGGAGCAUGAUGCGGUAUGGAAACGCCGUGAGAACAGGAGCUCGCGAGAGGAGAACGGGCAGAGGAUUGGGUUACGGCAUCGAGUACGGAGGUCAACGUCACCCGUUCUGAGCAGUGGAGAGAGAGACCAUGAGAUGGAUCCGGCGGAGAUGUCAUGUGAUCAGCCAGUCAGCGAAGAGAAGCGCCGUCAGAGAGGAGAAAGCGAGAGUAGUCUGAGCACUGGUGAGAAGUCCGAUGUGUACGGUACAAGUCCAGGUGGGAAUUCCACAGCUGAUACCGAAACGUCUGGUUUGGGGACAUUAUUUAGCUCUGAUCGGUCAGCGAAUUCGAGCUCGGCUGAUGUGUCGCCGUCAACCAGCGCGGAUGCAUCGGAGGGCACUAUAAUGACCACUAUCGAAGAAGAAGGAAAUGCUGCAACUGGCGAUGUUACUCCCCCGAAAAUCAAACUUGGUGACCUCCUGAAGCGCUUUGGCGGGCGCCAGUACGAGGGUGAGGAUGAGGAACAGAUGGACCUGAGUGAUGAAGAGGAGGAGCAGACACCAAGGGAAUCCUACCGCAUCUUCAUGAAGGAGAAAGUGAAUCAGUUGCCAAUCCCAGAGGCGCUGAAAGCCUAUUGUCUUUAUUACAGAAACUAAGCCGCCAGAAUUGGUGCUAGACUUUUGUUUCUGCUGCAGGUAAUUUCUCAUGUUAACGGUUGACCAUAGGUACCACCAUUUGGCCAGAAGUUGAAAUCCUAAAGCAAUUAGAACUCUUUCAAACCAAAGUGAAUGCCAAUAUUAAGGGUGGGAGUCUCCCAGGUUUUAAAUGGGCAUUCACUUCAUUUUGAUGAAGUUCUAAUUGCUUUAAUAGGAUUUCGAGUUCUAACCUAAAUGGCGGUACCUUCCUAUGGUCAACCCUUAAGACUACAAGACUUAUGAUACUUCAGGCUCAUUCAAGUUGAGAGUUAACAGAAAAUCGACACAAAAUUAGCUGUGGACAGAAUGGGACAGGGUACAUUUUAGUGUGGCACAUUUUUUUGUGUGAAUGCUUUGAUCUCUUGAUAUGACCUAUUGCGGGACAUUCCUUGAACCCUUUUUGCUGUUGGAGUGCACUAUUAAAAAGCUGCAGCUCACAAUUAGUUUUCAUUCAAUUUUCAAGUCAUUGGCCUGAAUCAGCAUUUUUGUAAAAUUGGACAAAACUUGGAUUGUGUGCCGCAGGCAUUGGAGUUAUCUACAGAUGAUGUGACCUUAAUGUGGAUUUAGUGUUUUACACCCCUCUGCUGCAGUCUUCCCUUGCACUUUGGCUUGACCCAUCAUGUUGCAGUUAAUUUAAAGAAGUAAGUUGCAAUCUUCAAUGCACUGUGUAAUAUUAUAUUAUGAUUCAAGUUGCAAGGAUUUGAAAGAUAUCAGAUGAUUAAUCUUCAGUGCCAUAUUCAUGAAAUAAAUUAAGAAUCUUUCUGGAAAUAUUGGAGGUGUUCUUGAUGAUGUUUCAAUUUUUUGGAAAGGGGUGUCAUUUUCACAGCCCACAGAAGUCCUCAUUUCAAAAAGGGUUAAUGCAAGUGUUUUGAUACCAAGAUGUUCAUGUAUAUAUAUAUGGUAGUUUGUAAAUUGAACAAUAUGUAGCAUGCUAAGACAUUGUAUUUAUCCAGUUUUUCAAAUCAUGUCCAGCAACAUCAUCUCCAAGGUGUCUUUAAAGGCGUCACCAAAUGGGCAAAACCAUAGCCAGCAAGGGGUGUCCUAGAAGUCCAUGUAGUGCAUUGUAUCAGUACUACAGGUACAGGUGACCCCCUACUGACAGUACACCCAUUCACUUAUUCCCCGGGGAAUUGCUGUUACCUGUUCAAAAGACAUCAUCACUUUGGAGAUGAGGUAAGGUUGCUAGUUGUAUGUUGGAUUGAAAAAAAAAAUAAGUAUGUAUAGUUGCUUUUGAGUAACGAAUCAUUGAUUUAUUUGGGUAUAAAUGUGAGUGAAGACUAGUAAACGCUUUUACUUUACUUUUGUGUGGACAUGAUGCUGUUCUGAGCUAACAUGUUAGGAUUCUUAUAACUUUGCCAAGGGGUAAAUGUGCAUGAAGUUUUCAGUAAAGGUUUUGACUAGUCUUUAUUUACAUCGCUCAUCUAGAGUUCAAUAAUUAUUGGAGCUUAUACCCAUCUUGUACAUAUUCGUAUAAAUUGUAUCAAUAUUCUGAUGUUUCCAUUAUGCAUUUUUGCAGAAUCGUGGCAGGAAAAGGAGUGUCUUGAAAUAAUGCUGGGCCGGCACUAAUGAAGAGGUGCAGUUUGCAAUAAAUCAUACUCGAGAUAUAUUGGUCCAAGUUUGGCAUUUAUGCCCCCUAAGUGUAUUGGAGUCGCCCCAUCCUGACGUUAUCGGUGGUUUUAAAUAUACUCCGCCUCUCGAUGUAGGAGUAUCAAAAACCUGUAUCUCAGGAUGGAGUCAGCCUUGCACACUGUCGAGUACGCAAAGAGCGGGGCAGUAGUUUCUUCAGUGAAUGAAUUUUUCUCAUCUGGUGGAGACGUGCGUGUACUUCUUCUGUGUUUGGGAUGAGCAACAAUGUUGGGAUGGGGAUUUUUCAUGACGGGACUAUACUAGUAUUUGAACUUGACGUUCCAAUAGAACUUUUUGUAGCCUUAAAAAUAGUCUAAAAGAAAAAAUGACCGUUGUGUACAAUUUACUACAGUACAGUAUAACUGGCAGCUAAUUUUUGGAUUUCGUGUAAUAACGCCUGCUCAGUUAGCUGUUGUGAAGUUGUAAUAUAAUGUUUAACCACAUGUCAAGACUUCAUUGAGGUUUUGCCAAAAACUCAUCUUAGAAAUCACAUGUGAGACAAAGGAUCUGUUCGAAAUCAUACCCAACCCAAGAUUACUGGAUGAUCGAGCCGAGUCAGUUACAGUCCAAGUCACAAUUGACAUCCUUCCUCCUUGGUGUCAGUUACGUGCAACGUACGUGCCUAUGGUGCGAAUUAAGGCAUGAUAAUUAUGAUUUGGACUGUGUCUGCAACAAACAUUGCAGCCACCUUAGAUUAUAUUGUGCAGCAGAAAUUGCAGUGCACACACGCUGCAUAUUUGCAUGUGUCCUGCAACAAAAGUUGGAGUGUGUGCGCCUAGCAUACUUGGUGUUGGUUCUUAAAGCUGUUUUUUAAAAAGUGUGUGAUAGAAAUAGAAAUAUUGCCACCUCAGAGUUAACUAGUUGUAUCUGCAUUUUUGUCAAAAAACCCUUUUUUUCACAUAGCAUGCAGAGAAACUAGUUAAUUCUGAGCUAACGAUACGUCAAAUGGUGCUGGAAGCAGUGUUUUGCUGUUUCUGUUUUCUUGUUUGUGCCAAUUCAGAUAACCGAAAAAAUUGUGAAAUUUCUUUAUUAUAAUAAUUAAUAGAUUAAUAAAAUGUUAUAAACUUCUUGUAUUUGCAGGAUUUGUGUAGGCGUUGAUAAAUGUGCGAUGAUUGUCAGCAUCUGCGAAAAAGUUUAUCCGACCAUGAAAUAUGUAACUUACAAUAUAAAGUUUAAUUUUCUCACCAUCAAUGUUUAGAGUCACUUCAACGUUUCAAAUUGACCAGUGUGGCUGCUAUGACACCUAGUGGUCAGACAACAAACUAGUGAAGAAGAUAGUGGAACCAUUUGAAACACCAAGGUGAUAGUGUGAAAACUAACUUUAUAUCAUCAUUGUCAGUAUUGAAGGUUUCAAAAUGGGGUUUAUGAAAUAGGCGUACAUGUACAAGUAAAGAUCUCGAAAAUAUCAAUUAUCACCCAAAAUGGGUGUGUCACUUCAAGAUAAUCUAUGGUGUGUUACAAGAAAUAAAUUUUCAGGGUCAGACAUUUACUUUCCAUUUGCAAACAACUGUCAAAAUAGAUUUUCAAAGUGAUUUUGCUGGCCAUACUAAUUUACAUGCAUCGAGUUCUAGAUUGAAAGCACUGAGUGAUAAAAUAAAUGAUAGCUUGCUUUUAUACCUACAACGAUUUUGAAAAUAUCCAAAUAUUUACAAAUUCCACAGGAAUGACAACAAGUUUUUAUAGGUUUUUCAGUUGUCUAUUGAUUAUCAAAACCAUUCAAAAAAUCAUAGCAUUUGAAGACAUGAACAAUUCAACUUUAUUUGUCUGUUGAAAAGGUCAUAACAAAAUGGCCAUUGGCAUUGGUAUUAAAGCAAAACAUCUAUUAGAAUUACAGAAUCCAAUUGUAAAUAUUUCCUCAGAUUGAAUUUUAUUGACUUUUGUUGUGUUCUUUGACAUUAUUGAUGUCCUGUAAAUAUGGAUUAUAUCAUAAUAUUGUACGUUAACCAAACAAAGCUUUAUAAAGAUGA
Molecule: messenger RNA, 5492 nt
Organism: Lineus longissimus
Lineage: Eukaryota; Metazoa; Nemertea; Pilidiophora; Heteronemertea; Lineidae
Product: protein-L-isoaspartate O-methyltransferase domain-containing protein 1-like
Exons: 6
Coding region: 133-1860 (575 amino acids)
Biological process (GO): protein modification process
Cellular component (GO): cytoplasm
Molecular function (GO): protein-L-isoaspartate (D-aspartate) O-methyltransferase activity
Source: RefSeq, a predicted model, not a curated record